Aspergillus ibericus CBS 121593 is the source of this 732-nucleotide messenger RNA. RefSeq lists its product as uncharacterized. The annotation marks the transcript as partial. The transcript has 3 exons. NCBI's taxonomy places the organism in Eukaryota, Fungi, Ascomycota, Eurotiomycetes, Eurotiales, Aspergillaceae. The record is from RefSeq and is a predicted model, not a curated record.
AUCGCUAUCGCUGAGAUCAUCAUAUUUUCGGUCAUCCAAAUUGUUCAGUUCCUCAUGAAAUUCUCCCAGGAAUGGCGGUAUUGGCAUCACAACAAACGCAAGAGCUAUGCCCGUUGCUUCAUGUAUUCUUGGUGGGGAAUGUUAGGCAUUUUGGCCCAGCUUCGAAUUGCUGGGUCGGCUAUAGUGAUUGCCAACUCUAGGCCAGACCAGUCGUUGCGUAUCGCUGAAACCGUCUUACAAAGCAUUGGCCUAUCGCCGCUUUUGUUUGAAGUGAGCCUCGUGCUUCUGCGAAGUGGACAGUCCGGUCGAACCGGUCCUGGAAACUCCCGAUAUCCCAAGCACAUUCGGUUUCUGCUCCACUUCUUCCGCUUUCCGGUCUUCAUAUCUAUUGUUUUGGCUGUGGUGGGUGGGCCUGUCAGUAUUCGUGGGUGCACAGAUGUCGGGGCAGCCGUCUUCGUUGUCACGUUCGUUUUCGUAUGCGGACUUGUCGGCUGGCUAGUUGCGAGAUAUCGGGCUGUUCUCCCAGCUGCCGGAUACCAUUGCGUGUUGAUAGUGUUGACGGCUCUUCCCUUCCUGGCAGUCAGGGUUGCCUACUUUCUGCUUGGCGAGUAUGGCUCACAGAAGUUCAGCCCUGUCAUGGGAAGCGGAGGCAUUAUGGUUGGAAUGAGCCUGGCCAUGGAGAUUUUCAUUGUCAUUAUCCUGCUGCUGGCUCGUGCAGUGACAGAACCGUUU